CUCACCUCUCUGUCGAUAACCAUCAUCAUCCUGUCUGUCGGUCUGUCGGUCUCUGCCUGCCACGACAACCACUCCUCGCCAUUCUUCGCCCCUCGAAUUGCUCAAUCGCUCGCAUCUCCAUCUCCGACUUGGCCUUCCAAACCACCCUCACCUCUCAAGCGUACACGAGAUCCCCGACCUCGCAGCAGCGAUCCAUACCCCUCGAACAAUCAAAAUAACCAACAGCACUCCACACCCACAGCGCAUCAUACAAUCCCAGCCCAACCACUCGCCAGCCUCUCUCACCCGGAAUCAAUCCAUCCCUGGAUACCGCCCAAAGACAAAAGAGCAAAGCACACAGAUAGGCUGGCCCUACGCUGUACGGUACAACAAUUGUACAUCCAUCCACCACAGACGCAUCGAUCAACCGAACCAGGUGCUUACAGCCUCACCACAGACCCUCUCCUUGACCCCCAAAAGACAUCUCACAUCCGCAGCGAUUAUAGUCAAGAUGGCGAACGGAUGGAGCAUCAUCAUCGGCCUCAUCGUCGUGGUCAUCGCCUCCGUAUUGGCGUGGAUCUUCAGCCCGAAGGGCGAGAAUCAGACUGUGUUCAGAAGUACCCUGAUCCUAUCAUUCGUAUGCUGUUAUCUGAUGUGGGCCAUCACGUUCCUCGCGCAGUGGCAUCCGCUUAUCACGCCUAAGCGGUCGGAUAUUCGGCCUGAUCGCGUGCCCGAGUAGAUUCCUCUUUUUCUUUUGCGAGUAUGGGCUGGGGGAGCGUGGUUCGGGAUGUGUGAGCUUUGUAUGAUGUGUCGUGGUGGAUUGGCAGGGUGUCUAGGGGCGUGGUGAUAUGCUAC
Messenger RNA from Aspergillus japonicus CBS 114.51, 834 nucleotides. Its product is annotated as V-type proton ATPase subunit E. Gene Ontology annotation, cellular component: vacuolar proton-transporting V-type ATPase, V0 domain. Gene Ontology annotation, molecular function: proton-transporting ATPase activity, rotational mechanism. Lineage: Eukaryota; Fungi; Ascomycota; Eurotiomycetes; Eurotiales; Aspergillaceae. The record is from RefSeq and is a predicted model, not a curated record. Gene Ontology annotation, biological process: vacuolar acidification; proton transmembrane transport. Bases 491 to 718 code for a protein of 75 amino acids. The transcript has 4 exons.